Corapipo altera (White-ruffed manakin) is the source of this 519-nucleotide messenger RNA. RefSeq names its product non-lysosomal glucosylceramidase-like. The record is from RefSeq and is a predicted model, not a curated record. The transcript has 2 exons. Gene Ontology annotation, biological process: central nervous system development. Bases 77 to 355 code for a protein of 92 amino acids. Gene Ontology annotation, molecular function: beta-glucosidase activity. NCBI's taxonomy places the organism in Eukaryota, Metazoa, Chordata, Aves, Passeriformes, Pipridae.
CAGCCAGCUGCCUUCCUGGUACAAGUCAGCCCUCUUCAAUGAGCUGCACUUCCUGACGGAUGGGGGGACCAUCUGGAUGGAGGUGCCCCCAGAUUGCUGUGCUGAGGACCUGCAGGGGCCUGCAGGGGCUGGCCUGUCCCAUCUCUUCCCUUUCCUGCGGGAAUACGGAAGGUUUGCUUAUUUGGAAGGCCAGGAGUACCGGAUGUACAACACCUACGACGUUCACUUCUACGCCUCCUUUGCUCUCAUCAUGCUCUGGCCCAAGCUGCAGAUCAGCCUGCAGUAUGACAUUGGUGAGGGAGCCAGGAGACCCUGCCUUGGGGCCUGCUGGGGUCUUCAGCUGGGGAAGAGAUGAAGGAUUUGGGACAGCUCCUGCCAUAGAGACCUGUGCCAUGGAGCCGGCAUCCCUCUCCAGCUCCUCUGCUGUGCCCAGGACUUGCAGAUCCCCAGUGUUGCUGCCUCAGCAUCUCUGUGCCCAACACUGGAUGCCUUCUUGUCGUGCUGGGGGUGUACAGGUGA